Botrytis byssoidea is the source of this 240-nucleotide messenger RNA. RefSeq lists its product as uncharacterized. Lineage: Eukaryota; Fungi; Ascomycota; Leotiomycetes; Helotiales; Sclerotiniaceae. The record is from RefSeq and is a predicted model, not a curated record. Bases 1 to 240 code for a protein of 79 amino acids. The transcript has 2 exons.
AUGGCUAUACAGCGUGAGAUGUUUUCGCUUGAGCUUGCUGGACCUUCUAACGAUCUUCGAAACCUUCUCGAAAUUUGUAUCUGUAUUGACCAAGAUUUACAAGCUUUAUAUCGCGAUGGUGUGCGUCUAGCUGCCUCUUACGGAACAGAUGGCAUUCCAGAAUAUGAAGCUAUCGGCCACGCGGUAUUUCGAGAUCAAAACCGCGUUCUGCCUGGACGUCAUGUCCAGGGUAUCCAAUAG